GCCGGAUGCGGGCGUCGCCGUGGCUGCCCGGGCCCUAGGGAUGGGCGGAGCCCCGGCCGCUAGUGUUGGUGGCCGCCACCCCCGAUCCCGAGACGGUGCUGUCGCUGUGUUCCCGCGCGUCGCUGCUUCCCAGGGCGGCGGUAUGCUGGGGAAAGGGGUGGUCGGCGGCGGCGGCGGCACCAAGGCGCCCAAGCCCUCCUUCGUGUCGUACGUGCGCCCUGAGGAAAUUCACACAAAUGAAAAGGAAGUAGCUGAGAAGGAAGUCACUCUUCACUUGUUGCCAGGUGAACAGCUGCUUUGUGAAGCCAGCACAGUCCUGAAGUACGUGCAGGAGGAUUCCUGUCAGCGUGGCACCUAUGGGAGACUCGUAUGCACAGACUUCAAGAUUGCCUUCCUGAGCGAUGAUGAGUCUGCCUUGGACAGUGGUGAAGCUCAGUUUAAGAAUAAGGUUAUAGGAGAAAAUGACAUUACCCUUCACUGUGUUGAUCAGAUUUAUGGAGUGUUUGAUGAGAAAAAAAAAACUCUCUUUGGACAACUGAAGAAAUACCCUGAGAAACUCAUCAUUCACUGCAAAGACCUCCGAGUGUUCCAUUUCUGUCUGAGGUACACAAAAGAAGAAGAAGUCAAAAGGAUUGUCAGUGGGAUAAUUCACCAUACCCAGGCUCCUAAGCUACUUAAAAGAUUAUUUCUGUUUUCCUAUGCAACUGCUGCGCAGAACAACACAGCCACUGAUCCCAGGAACCAUACGGUGAUGUUUGACACUCUUAAGGACUGGUGCUGGGAAUUGGAGCGUACCAAAGGCAAUGUGAAGUACAAAGCAGUGAGCAUCAAUGAAGGCUACAGAGUCUGUGAGAGGUUGCCAGCAUUUUUCGUCGUCCCCACCCCUCUUCUGGAAGAGGAUGUGCUGCGCUUUCAGGGCCAUGGCAUACCAAUAUGGUGUUGGUCCUGCCACAAUGGAAGCGCCCUUUUGAAAAUGUCAGCACUGCCCAAAGAACAGGAUGACGGCAUUUUGCAGAUGCAAAAGAGCUUCUUGGAUGGAAUUUACAAGACCAUCCACAGGCCACCUUAUGAAAUUGCUAGAACUGAAGACUUAUCGAGCAACUUCCUGUCCCUGCAGGAAAUCCAGACUGCAUACUCUAAGUUUAAACAGCUCUUUCUGAUAGAUAACAGUACUGAAUUUUGGGACACAGAUAUAAAAUGGUUUUCUCUCUUGGAAAGUAGCAGCUGGCUUGACAUAAUCAGACGUUGUCUGAAGAAAGCAAUAGAGAUCACAGAAUGCAUGGAAGCACAAAACAUGAACAUUCUUCUAUUAGAGGAGAGCGCCUCCGACCUCUGCUGCCUCCUUUCUUCUCUGGUUCAAGUGAUGAUGGACCCCCACUGUAGAACCCGGACUGGUUUCCAGAGCCUCGUCCAAAAGGAGUGGAUCAUGGGUGGCCACUGUUUCUUGGAUCGCUGCAACCAUCUCCGCCAGAGUGACAAAGAGGAGGUGCCCGUGUUCCUGCUCUUCUUAGAUUGUGUCUGGCAGCUGGUGCACCAGCAUCCCCCAGCAUUUGAGUUCACCGAGACUUACCUGACUGUCCUGUCGGAUAGCCUGUAUAUCCCUAUUUUUAGUACCUUCUUCUUCAACUCACCUCAUCAAAAAGAUACUAACAUGGGCAGGGAAAGCCCGGAUACACAAAGCAAGCCUUUGAACCUGCUCACCGUGUGGGAUUGGUCUGUACAGUUUGAACCCAAAGCACAGAUACUGCUCAGAAACCCUCUGUAUGUGGAAAAGCCAAAACUGGACAAAGGCCAGCGGAAAGGAAUGCGUUUCAAACAUCAACGACAACUUUCUUUGCCACUCACACAGUCUAAGUCAUCUCCCAAAAGAGGAUUUUUCAGGGAAGAGACAGAUCAUUUAUUUAAAAACAUUCUGGGCAAGAGAAUUAGCAAACUUAUUAACUCUUCGGAUGAUCUUCAGGACAACUUGCGGGAGUUCUAUGACAGUUGGCACAGCAAGCCUACUGACUACCACGGUUUGUUGUUGCCUCAUAUAGAGGGGCCAGAAAUCAAAGUUUGGGCACAGCGCUACUUGCGUUGGAUUCCAGAAGCCCAAAUCCUAGGUGGUGGCAGAGUGGCCACUAUGAGCAAACUCUUUGAAAUGAUGGAGGAAGUCCAGAGCUUACAAGAGAAAAUUGACGAACGGCACCACAGCCCAGCGUCCCUCCAGGCCGAGGCUCCCUGCCUGCUGAAGAACUCUCUUCGCCUGUCCUCACUCUUCCCUUUCGCUUUGCUCCAGCGACACUCAUCCAAACCUGUCUUGCCCACCUGUGGCUGGAAAGCUUUGGGAGAUGAGGAAGAUCUGGCCAAACGAGAAGACGAAUUUGUGGACCUAGGGGACGUGUGACUCAAGUGUUUGGUGACUGUGGAGAGGUGUGUGGGAGGUUGGGACCACUGGUCUUAGUGUCUUGCUAAUGCCAGGAGGGUCCUAGUCCAGCCUCUGAUGGAGAAAAUCUAGACCUUGAAGAAA
Messenger RNA from Octodon degus (degu), 2509 nucleotides. It is a transcript of the gene Mtmr12, whose product is annotated as myotubularin related protein 12. The coding region runs from base 41 to 2386 and encodes 781 amino acids. NCBI's taxonomy places the organism in Eukaryota, Metazoa, Chordata, Mammalia, Rodentia, Octodontidae. The transcript has 16 exons. The record is from RefSeq and is a predicted model, not a curated record.